Messenger RNA from Oryza brachyantha (malo sina), 3117 nucleotides. Its product is annotated as protein trichome birefringence-like. Lineage: Eukaryota; Viridiplantae; Streptophyta; Magnoliopsida; Poales; Poaceae. The record is from RefSeq and is a predicted model, not a curated record. Gene Ontology annotation, molecular function: O-acetyltransferase activity. The transcript has 5 exons. Bases 182 to 2728 code for a protein of 848 amino acids. Gene Ontology annotation, cellular component: Golgi apparatus.
UACCUACACACCACCUCCACUUCUCCUCCUCAAUUCACUACUAGUGCUGCCCAUCUACACCUCCACCGCCACCGCCGGAGUGCCUCGCCGUCGCCGUCGCCGGCCGCCUCCACCACUUCCCCGACCGUACAUCCGCCGCCAGGCCGUGAGGCGCUAUCCGUGGCCUGCCUCUCGCGGUGGGAUGAAGGGCCUGUGGAAGCAGAGCGGCCUGGCGGGCAUGGACGUAGGCGGCCUCGGCACGGCGGCAGCGGGGCGGUCCUCCCGGCGGCGCGCGAGGCUCGUGGUGUACGGGAUCGCCGUCGCCUUCGCGGCAUUCACCGCGUACGUGGCCUUCUCCUCCUCCUCCCCCUCCUCGCCGCCCGCCGGGGAGGGGGCGGCGGGAGGGGCCUCGUGGUUCGGCGGCGUGUACGCGUCCACGGCGCCGUACCGCGCGCAGGUCUCCGGGUUCUUCUCGUCCAUCUUCCCCACCAAGUCCUCCACCCCCUCGCCGGAAGAGCCGCCGCGCCGCGACGGCGGAUCGAGCGGGGGAGGCGGCCAUGGGAUCGGUGAACACGCACAGGUGGGGAGCGGGGCAGUGGACAGUAACGCUUCUCCAGCUGCGUCUGCUAAGCAGUCGGGAAGUGGAGGUGAUGCGCCAAGCAACAAUGCCAGUGGCGGAAGUGCACCUCCGCCUGCCAAUUUGGCAGGAACUGGCCCUCCACCUGCAAAGGCAAGCGGCAGUGACGGAAGCGGCGCUCCGGCGAAUAAUUCCGCAAGCGCCGGCACGCUGGCGAGUAGUGCGGUGGAUCGGAGUAGCCCGGCCGGAGAUGGGAGUGGAUCCCCAUCCACAACCAGUAGUUCUACCGGAAAAUCAUCCUCAGCGAAGACCAGCGAGGAGAGUGUACAUAAGUCCAAUAAGCAAUCAGGAGGUGGAAGUGAAGCCCGGAGCAAUGGUGAUGCCGUUUCUGAUCAGAAGGGCAGCACAGCGCAGGCCGGUAGCAAACCAGCGGCUGGAGCUCCCAGUGGUAAUUCUACUGGAACUGGCAGUUCAGCAAAGGGUGAUUCUAACAGUAGAUCUAAUAGCAGUGCAAGAAGUGGAAGCGGUGCAAGUAGUGUUUCUUCUUCUGUAAAUAGCACAGCAGCAAAGGCAGAUGAGAAACACGCAGUCGUUGCCACGAGUACUGAUUCUGCCGGAAGUGUCUUGGAUACGAAGGCUGAUUUGAAUAACAGAUCGGAUGCUCAGCCAGCGAGUGGGAGUGGAGGUGCCAACCAUGCAUCAGAUGCAACUGCUAGUCCGGCGAAAGGAAGUGCUAAAGAUAGCAGAGCUGGUACAAAUAAAGCGAGUGGGAAUGUGGCUUCAACCAGUAAUCCGACUGCUAGUCCUGCAAUGGUAGAAAAGAAAGAGGGUGGAUCCCCAAACAAGAAGCAGGCACCUGUAGCAUCAACAAAUUCGAAGAAUCAGAACCAGACUAGUGAUGGAGUUGCUUCUGGUGUAAGUGGUGGUACAACAAGUAAGCAGAAGGAAACAACUUCACAGGGUAGUGUUAGUUCAUCAAAGGAUCAUCCUGCCCAAGCAAUCAACUCAAAAUCUGGGAACUACAGUGAAGUGCUGGUGAAGGGGAAUGGAUCAUCGACAAAUCAGGUUUCGACAAAACAGCCUGACAAAAAGGUUGACUGGAUCAAGGAGAUGUCCAGCUGUGAUCUGUUCCACGGGAAUUGGGUUCAGGAUGACUCGUACCCUCUAUACCCUGAGGGAUCAUGUCCUCACAUUGAUGAGCCCUUCGACUGCUACCUCAAUAGCCGGCAAGAUCGAGCUUACCAGAAGCUUCGGUGGAAACCUAGUGGAUGUAGCAUCCCGAGACUGAAUCCAACUGAUAUGUUGGAGAGGUUGAGGGGAAAAAGACUGGUUUUUGUUGGUGAUUCACUAAAUAGGAACAUGUGGGAAUCCCUGGUCUGCAUCUUAAGGAAUUCUGUUAAGGACAAGAGGAAGGUUUUUGAGGCAUCUGGUAGGCAUGAGUUUAAGACUGAGGGCUCAUACUCCUUUCUGUUCACGGACUAUAACUGCAGCGUGGAGUUCUUCCGCUCCCCUUUCCUAGUUCAAGAAUGGGAGAUGAAAGUAAGCAAUGGAAAGAAAAAAGAAACUCUUAGGCUUGAUAUAGUCGAGCAAUCAUCACCAAAGUAUAAGGAUGCGGACUUCCUAAUUUUCAAUACUGGGCACUGGUGGACACACGAGAAAACCUCUCUAGGGAAGGAUUACUAUCAGGAAGGUAAUCACGUAUAUAGUGAGCUCAAUGUUGUGGAUGCCUUUCACAAAGCUCUUGUCACCUGGUCCAGGUGGAUUGAUGCCAAUGUAAAUCCCAAGAAAACUACAGUGUUGUUCAGAGGCUAUUCAGCAUCUCAUUUCAGUGGUGGGCAAUGGAAUUCAGGUGGUAGUUGUGACAAAGAGACAGAACCAAUAAGAAAUGAACAGUACCUGUCAACCUACCCACCAAAGAUGAGUAUUUUAGAAGACGUGAUUCACAAGAUGAAAACUCCGGUUGUUUACUUGAACAUAACAAGAAUGACUGACUAUAGAAAGGAUGCACACCCGUCAAUCUAUCGCAAACGGAAUCUGACUGAAGAGGAGAGAAGAUCACCAGAGAGAUACCAGGACUGCAGCCACUGGUGCCUUCCUGGAGUACCGGAUUCCUGGAAUGAGCUGCUUUAUGCUGAACUUUUGAUCAAACAGCAUCAAAUGCGCCAACAAUAAAGGCAAGUAUGGGCUUUCUGGAUGGGGGGUGCUUGUAUAUGAACUGUUCUCCAUGAUAAUAAUCAACACGAUCAUCAAAGUAAGGUCGAUAGUGACCUAGGCUAUUUUGAAAUCCCUAUAGAUAGUAAAGUUGCCAGUUGGUGAGAUCUACCAAUACGCACACAAAUUCUUGGAUUAGGGGCUUCUAGGACUUCAUAUUGUAAAGUUCAUGUGUAGUGCUAAUGAGUAAUAAACAAUAGUAUAGAUACGGCAAUAUAAAAAAUCUUCCCUUUUUGGCAGUUUCUUUUGUAUUUAUGGAUAUACAAUAUACUCUCGUCUGUGAAGUUAUCAUGAACCUCAUGCUGCAUGAGUGCGUGACAAUGAAUUGCCUUAACAGAACUUUUAGAAAA